CUCAAACAAAGGGUCGCCUCACGGUUUUCUCUCACAAAAUCAAUGCUCUUUCCCUUCUCUUUCGCUAUUUUCACUCCCAGCCAUCAAUCCCAAAACGGAUUUCCCCACACAAGUCGUCACUCCCUUUUCUUGGCAAACUCCCACCAUUCUAGGCUCUGGAUGACCUCUAUAUUUAUAUAUAAUGGGGGAACUUUCUUCGUUUUCGUUUGCCGGAUCCAUUAAGUGAUAAAACAGAUAAAGAGAGAACUCGAAGAUUUGUAUGACAAUGGCUGUGGAGACACUCGUGGCGUCGUCGGAGAAUGUUCUAGCCCCGAAGAAGAACAGGAUUCAGGUGUCCAAUACCAAGAAGCCCCUCUUUUUCUAUGUCAACCUUGCCAAGAGGUACAUACAACAACAUAAUGAGGUUGAGCUUUCUGCUUUGGGCAUGGCAAUUACGACCGUUGUCACAAUCGCUGAGAUACUCAAGAACAAUGGCAUUGCCACCGAAAAGAAGGUUUUGACAUCAUCGGUUGGAAUGAAGGACGAGAACAGGGGGCGGAUGAUCCAAAAGGCCAAGAUCGAGAUCGUGCUAGAGAAAUCUGAUAAGGCCGAAAGCCCCCCAGAGGCGGCUGAUACAAGCACAGAACCAACCACAGCUGAUACAGACACAGAAAAGGCGACGACUGAUUCAGCUAAAGAACCCACCGCCGCCACAGCUGACGAUGAAAAGAAGUGACGAUUAGGAUGGGUCACGUCAAUUUCGAUCUCUACUCGAUAAGGUCAUUCUUUCUAAAAUCUAUUUAGGCAUUGCCCGCCUUUACUGGAGCAACUCUGUGGCUAGUGUUUUCGUUUUUAAUUGCAGAACCAAAGAUGGAUUUGGGUAUCGUGUGUGAAGCUGAAAAGAAUGGAAAAAAAGAAACAUGUAACGGAUGAUAAAGUUAAUAGGGGAAGUUGCAGUUGUACGUUUCCCGGCAUGCAGGGUUGUAAAGUACCGUUUGACAAAGUUUUGCUAAUUCAAUC
Eucalyptus grandis is the source of this 999-nucleotide messenger RNA. RefSeq lists its product as uncharacterized. Lineage: Eukaryota; Viridiplantae; Streptophyta; Magnoliopsida; Myrtales; Myrtaceae. Gene Ontology annotation, cellular component: nucleus. The transcript is spliced from 5 exons. Gene Ontology annotation, molecular function: RNA binding. The record is from RefSeq and is a predicted model, not a curated record. The coding region runs from base 260 to 715 and encodes 151 amino acids.